CCCAGUUCCAUCAAAGCGAACCCGGGCCAGCGCAAGGAUCUCCGAGUUGCGAGUGUGCUGAGGCUGGGACUGUCACUCAUUCUCCGAUCAGCGCGUGAACGCAGCUCAGCAGCCGCUGGCAGGAAACAAUUCUGCAAAAAUAAUCAUACUCAGCCUGGCAAUUGUCUGCCCCUAGGUCUGCUGCUCUGCCGCCGUCCACACUCGCUGCAAGGGGGGGCACAGAAUUUACCGCGGCAAGAACAUCCCUCCCGGCCAGCAGAUUACAAUGCUGCAAACUAAGGAUCUCAUCUGGACUUUGUUUUUCCUGGGAACUGCAGUUUCUCUGCAGGUGGAUAUUGUUCCCAGCCAAGGGGAAAUCAGCGUUGGAGAAUCCAAAUUCUUCUUAUGCCAAGUGGCAGGAGAUGCCAAAGACAAAGACAUCUCCUGGUUCUCCCCCAACGGAGAAAAGCUCACCCCGAACCAGCAGCGGAUCUCAGUGGUGUGGAACGACGACUCUUCCUCCACCCUCACCAUCUACAACGCCAACAUCGAUGACGCCGGCAUUUACAAGUGUGUGGUCACCGGCGAGGAUGGCAGUGAGUCAGAGGCCACCGUCAACGUGAAGAUCUUCCAGAAGCUCAUGUUCAAGAAUGCACCAACCCCACAAGAGUUCAGAGAGGGGGAAGAUGCCGUGAUCGUGUGCGAUGUGGUCAGCUCCCUCCCGCCAACCAUCAUCUGGAAACACAAAGGCCGAGAUGUUGUCCUGAAAAAAGAUGUCCGAUUCAUAGUCCUGUCCAACAACUACCUGCAGAUCCGAGGCAUCAAGAAAACGGAUGAGGGCACUUACCGCUGUGAGGGCAGGAUCCUGGCACGGGGGGAGAUCAACUUCAAGGACAUUCAGGUCGUUGUGAAUGUGCCACCCACCGUGCAGGCCAGGCAGAACAUUGUGAAUGCCACCGCCAACCUCGGACAGUCCGUCACCCUGGUGUGCGAUGCUGACGGCUUCCCAGAGCCCACCAUGAGCUGGACAAAGGAUGGAGAACAGAUAGAGAAUGAGGAAGACGAUGAGAAGUACAUCUUCAGCGACGACAGCUCUGAGCUGACCAUCAGGAAGGUGGAUAAGAGCGACGAGGCCGAGUACGUCUGCAUUGCUGAGAACAAGGCUGGAGAGCAGGAUGCGUCCAUCCACCUCAAAGUCUUUGCAAAACCCAAAAUCACUUACGUAGAGAACCAGACUGCCAUGGAAUUGGAGGAGCAGGUUACUCUCACUUGUGAAGCUUCUGGGGACCCCCUACCCUCUAUCACCUGGAGAACUUCCACCAGGAACAUCAGCAGUGAAGAAAAGACCCUGGAUGGGCACAUGGUGGUGCGCAGCCACGCCCGCGUGUCGUCGCUGACCCUGAAGAGCAUCCAGUACACAGACGCCGGAGAGUACGUCUGCACUGCCAGCAACACCAUCGGCCAGGACUCCCAGUCCAUGUACCUGGAAGUGCAAUAUGCCCCCAAGCUACAGGGCCCCGUGGCCGUGUACACGUGGGAGGGGAACCAGGUGAACAUCACCUGCGAGGUGUUUGCCUACCCCAGUGCCACAAUCUCAUGGUUCCGGGAUGGUCAGCUGCUGCCAAGCUCCAACUACAGCAACAUCAAGAUCUACAACACCCCAUCUGCCAGCUACCUGGAGGUGACCCCAGACUCUGAAAAUGACUUCGGAAACUACAACUGUACUGCAGUGAACCGCAUUGGACAGGAGUCCUUGGAAUUCAUCCUUGUCCAAGCAGACACCCCCUCUUCACCAUCCAUCGACCGGGUGGAGCCAUACUCCAGCACCGCACAGGUGCAGUUUGACGAGCCAGAAGCCACAGGUGGGGUGCCCAUCCUCAAGUACAAGGCCGAGUGGAAAGCAAUGGGUGAAGAAGCGUGGCAUUCCAAGUGGUAUGAUGCCAAAGAAGCCAGCAUGGAGGGCAUUGUCACCAUCGUGGGCCUGAAGCCAGAGACGAGGUACGCGGUGAGACUGGCAGCCCUCAACGGCAAGGGGCUGGGCGAGAUCAGCAUGGCCUCCGAGUUCAAAACGCAGCCAGUUCAUAGCCCUCCUCCACAAGGGGAACCCAGCGCACCUAAGCUCGAAGGGCAGAUGGGCGAGGACGGAAAUUCUAUUAAGGUGAAACUGAUCAAGCAGGAUGACGGCGGCUCCCCCAUCCGGCACUACCUGAUCAAGUACCGAGCGCUCUCCUCCGAGUGGAAACCAGAGAUCCGGCUCCCGUCCGGCAGUGACCAUGUCAUGCUCAAGUCCCUGGACUGGAAUGCUGAGUAUGAGGUCUACGUGGUGGCUGAGAACCAGCAAGGAAAAUCCAAGGCGGCUCAUUUUGUGUUCAGGACCUCGGCCCAGCCCACAGCCAUCCCAGCCAAUGGCAGCCCCACCGCAGGCCUGAGCACCGGGGCCAUCGUGGGCAUCCUCAUCGUCAUCUUUGUCCUGCUCCUGGUGGUCGUGGACAUCACCUGCUACUUCCUGAACAAGUGUGGCCUGCUGAUGUGCAUUGCCGUCAACCUGUGUGGAAAAGCCGGGCCCGGAGCCAAGGGCAAGGACAUGGAGGAGGGCAAAGCCGCCUUCUCGAAGGACGAGUCCAAGGAGCCCAUCGUGGAGGUUCGGACGGAGGAGGAGCGGACCCCAAACCAUGACGGAGGGAAACACACAGAGCCCAACGAGACCACGCCACUGACGGAGCCGGAGAAGGGCCCUGUAGAAGCAAAGUCGGAGUGCCAGGAGACAGAAACGAAGCCAGCGCCAGCCGAAGUCCAGACGGUCCCCAACGACGCCACACAAACAAAGGAGAACGAGAGCAAAGCAUGAUGGGUGACGAGAACCGAGCAAAGAUCAAAAUAAAAAGUGACACAACAGCUUCACCAGAGCAUUUCCAAUAUCACACGGACACACACACACAAACACACACACACACACACACACACACAUCUCAUUCCUCUAGUGUCUUUUGCCUUUAAAAAAAAAACUAAACAGAUAAACAUGGGAUCUCCUUUUUGUAGGUUUAUAGAAAGGGUUCCUUUGUUGCGCACUCACUUGUAAGAAAACGAGACAAAAAGGUUAAACCCACAGCCAAACUAGGACACUCCGUUCCCUGAAACCAUUUAAAAAUCAAACAAAAGGACCCCAAAUUAAGAAUCUAGGAAGCUCAGAAAAAAAAAAAAAAAAAUCUAGGUUCAGGAAGACCACACUUGGUGUUACCCAAUUGGCACAGACCAGUUUCGGAGAAGUACUUUCAGGCACUAAGACUAACCGAAUGAACAAAGUCCACAGUUUAUUUUUAUACUUUCAGUCGAGUUUGAACUCUGUAAAACCUCAUAAAUAAGUUAUAAUUUCUGUUCACUUUGUAUUUGUUCAGUAUGCAAAGUGUGCCACCCUUUCUAGCUGAAUUCAGUUCCCACGUAGACUCUUGUUUUGUAGGAAGAAUGCCAAAUUGCAGCUUCUGGGGGUAGAUCUCAAUUUGCAGUAUUCAGACUUCUUUUUCUUUCUUUUUCUUUCUUUCUUUCUUUUUUUUUUUUUAUCCUUUCUGCCAACUUUGUUUUCCAGUGUUUACAAUUUGACAAAUGUUUGACUUCAGUUGUGUUUAAAUGUCCAUGUAAAAUAGCUGCCUUUUUUUUUUUUAAGUAACAAAUACCGCCUAAAGGUAGGUAGGAUCAUCACAGGCUUGCUUGCUUUUAGCACAGACAACGUUGCAAAAUAUGACUGUUUACAGUGGCUCUUUCCCCGUUCUGACUUACAGUUUUUGCCUGUGUCCAACUCAGAUGAAAAUCCAUCUCGUUCUGGAACGGUUUUGCUUUGGAUUUUUGGUUCUUUUUUUUGUUGUUGUUGUUCCUUUGGGGGUUAGACCACUUUCCGAUUAGCCGCCACCUGCCUGCAUGUGUGAAAAAGGGUCUGCUCCCCAGGCACUGUCACCCUUCCUUUUGAAGGACUCCUUAGGCUUUGUUGAAUGAAGCAGAGAAGAUUGUAUAGUUGGGGCUGGUCUUGGUGAUCACACAUUUUUACCCCAAACAUCCCCUUUUUUGUAGAAAGCCAAAUAAAAUAUACACAUACCAUUUCCUUUUGAGCCCAGAAUCUAGAUUUGAGCGGAAGAGCAUGUGUGCUUCAGGGAAUUAGUGUCUUUUUUUGGAAAUCUGUUGAAGUAAAGUAACAUCGGCCUUCUGUUCACUUAGGCAGCAUUUAUAGAAACAAAAGAAAAAAAAAAAACAACAACCUGUCUGGAGUCAUAACACAACUUUCCUGGAUUGGAAACCAAGUGGGGAAAAAAAAUACAGAAACUUUUAAGGGGGAUGGGAGGGGGGAGAAGGGAAAAGCCAGCCCUUUGUAUAGAAAUUUUGCUUUUUUUUCCUCAUUCUACUUUAGAACUGCAAGCUUGUGCACUGUGGAUGCGUGAAUAUUUUAGUGUGAAACGUGUUUUUGUCAUAGUAUUGAAAUAAAACUUCAACAUAG
Molecule: messenger RNA, 4462 nt
Organism: Lemur catta (Ring-tailed lemur)
Lineage: Eukaryota; Metazoa; Chordata; Mammalia; Primates; Lemuridae
Gene: NCAM1
Product: neural cell adhesion molecule 1
Exons: 20
Coding region: 266-2827 (853 amino acids)
Biological process (GO): cell adhesion
Cellular component (GO): membrane
Molecular function (GO): protein binding
Source: RefSeq, a predicted model, not a curated record